UUGUGAGCGGCUGCCAAAAACACCCUCUUUCUUCCUGCGACGCCUCCUUGGCUUCCCUUUCCCUUUUCUUCCUAGGAACUUGUGCAUGUGGUUUUGUGGCCAGCGCAUCUGGACUUCGCAGCGAUACCGCACAGGAUUGGCAGAUAGACACACACACACACACAUACACGACAACAGGAAAAAACAAGUGUCUGUCACGGCUUGCGUUUCUGGGAAUCUUUGCUCCCUUUCGGUUACGCGGCGAGGAAAUGUCACACACUCAGAGGCAGAUAAGAAAGAAAGAAGGGCAGGCGGGCUGCGAAGGCUGACAACACAACACGCAAAAGAAUCCUCCGAGCUGCAAUUCUUCUUUUUCCGGCUUCGGCAUAUUGGAGAUUUUUUUAAAGAUGGCUGCAGAGCGUCCAUAAUGGUUGUAGCUGAUCACCAAACAGGAUGCUGCCUGGGAUUUAUUGCCCGGUCGAAUUUUGGUCCAAAGAAGCCAACCAGAGCAUCCAAGUGGACUUCCUCUUGCCCACUGGCAUUUACUUGACCCUCUCCAUUCCCUGCAAUGCAACUCUGGGCACCAUCAAACAGCUGGUCUGGCACCAUGCCCAGUGCGAGCCCUUCUUCCACAUGCUCAGCGACCCAGAGUCGUACGUCUUCACCUGCAUCAACCAGACAGCCGAGCGGCAAGAGCUGGAGGACGAGCAGCGGCGCCUCUGCGACAUCCAGCCCUUCUUGCCGGUCCUGCGGCUCGUGGCCCGUGAAGGUGACCGGGUCAAGAAGCUGAUCAAUUCUCAAAUUAGUCUCCUUAUCGGCAAAGGUUUGCAUGAGUUUGACUCUCUGGGAGACCCGGAAGUGAAUGAUUUCCGUGCCAAAAUGCAGCACUUCUGCGAGGAGAGAGCGUCCCGGCGCCAACAGCUGAGCUGGAAGGCCUGGAUGGAAUACAGCUUCCCAGUCCAACUGGAGCCCUUGGCCAACGGACUGGGAAGAAGGACUCCCCUCCAGAUCCCCAAUAAGAACAUUUUUGUCAACGUCAAGUUUGAAAGUGGAGGGGAAAGUUUUACCUUCCAGAUCUCCCCCAAGGAGUUCCCUGCCACCCUCAUGAGCUACGCCAUCAAGAAGCAAGCGACGGUUUUCCGUCACCAAAAAGUAAACAGCCCUGAAGAUUAUGCUUUGCAGAUUAACGGGAAAUAUGAAUACCUCUAUGGAAACUACCCCUUGUACCAGUUCCAGUACAUCCGGGACUGCCUCUGCCGCGGCCUCCUUCCCCACCUCACCAUGGUGCACUCCUCCUCCAUCCUGGCUUUGUGGGAAGAGCAGACCAAUGGGAUCUCCCAUCCUAUCAAAACAGCCACCAAAGCACCUCCAGUCCCCAAGAAAAAGCCAAUGUCGGUGUCUCUGUGGUCCAUUGAGCAACCUUACUCUAUUGAGUUGGUGCAGGGCAGUAAAGUCAAUGCGGACGAGCGGAUGAAGUUGGUGGUCCAGGCCGGCCUGUACCAUGGCCACGAGAUGCUCUGCAAGAUGGUCUCCAGCUCGGAGGUCAGCGUCUGCUCGGAGCCGGUGUGGGGCCAGAGGCUGGAGUUUGAGAUCAACGUCUGCGACUUGCCUCGCAUGGCACGGCUCUGCCUGGCCCUCUACGCCGUUGUGGAGAAAGCCAAGAAGGCAAGGUCCACCAAGAAGAAGUCCAAGAAAGCGGAUUGCCCAAUUGCCUGGGUGAACGUCAUGCUGUUUGAUUACCGAGACCAACUGAAAACCGGAGAAUGCUGCCUACCAAUGUGGUCGUCCUUUCCAGAUGAGAAAGGAGAGCUGUUGAACCCCAUGGGCACGGUCCAGACCAACCCCAACACUGAGAGCGCCGCCUCCUUGGUCAUCCGGUUCCCCGCCAUUUCAUCGAGCCCACUGUACUAUCCCACCUUGGAACAGAUCCUGGAGCAGGGAAAGAAUGGGCAGUCUUCCUUCUCCAUGGUUGAGGAUCCAGAGGAGAAGCAACAGCUGAAGGAAAUCCUGGAGCGCCGGUCCCACACCGACCUCUAUGAACACGAGAAGGACCUUGUGUGGAAGAUGAGGCACCAGAUCCGAGAGCAGUUCCCCCACGCCUUGGCAAAGCUCUUGGUGGUCACCAAGUGGAAUAAACACGAAGACGUUGCUCAGAUGAUCUAUUUGCUGCAGUCCUGGCCAGAGUUGCCUGUCCUCAAUGCCCUGGAGCUGCUGGAUUUCAGCUUUCCUGAUCGCUGUGUUGGAUCCUUCACAGUCAACUCACUGAAAAAGCUUACAGAUGCCGACUUGUUCCAAUACCUCCUGCAACUGGUCCAGGUGCUGAAAUACGAGUCUUAUUUAGACUGCGAACUAACCAAGUUCCUCUUGGGCCGGGCUUUAUCCAACCGCAAGAUCGGGCACUUCCUCUUUUGGCACCUCAGGUCGGAAAUGCAUGUUCCUUCGGUAUCCUUACGAUUCGGCCUGAUCCUGGAGGCCUACUGCCGAGGAAGCACUUUCCACAUGAAGGCUCUGAUCAAACAGACUGAAUCCCUCAACAAGAUGAAGGCACUCAACGACCUCAUCAAAGCCAGUUCCCAGAAGAACGCCAAGCCCCAAACCAAGGAGUUCAUGCACACCUGCAUGCGGCAGGAGACCUACCUGGAAGCCCUCUCCAACCUCCAGUCCCCCUUGAACCCCAGCGUCAUCCUGGCCAAAGUCAGUGUGGAGCUAUGCACUUUCAUGGAUUCCAAGAUGAAGCCGCUCUGGAUUGUGUUUAAUAAUGAAGACGCCGGGGGAGGCCACGUGGGGGUCAUUUUCAAAAAUGGAGACGACCUUCGUCAGGAUAUGUUGACUCUGCAAAUGAUUCAACUCAUGGACAUCCUCUGGAAGAAAGAAGGUCUCGACUUGCGGAUGACCCCGUACGGCUGCCUUUCGACGGGAGACAAGACCGGAUUGAUCGAAGUGGUCAUGGACUCGGACACCAUUGCCAACAUCCAGCUCAACAAGAGCAAUAUGGCCGCCACGGCCGCCUUCAACAAGGAUGCCUUGUUGAACUGGUUGAAAUCCAAGAACCCUGGCGACGCAUUGGACCGGGCCAUUGAGGAGUUCACACUCUCCUGCGCCGGGUAUUGCGUGGCCACCUACGUUUUGGGGAUCGGAGACCGUCACAGCGACAACAUCAUGAUCCGAGAGAACGGCCAGCUGUUUCACAUUGAUUUUGGCCACUUCUUGGGGAACUUCAAGACCAAGUUUGGGAUCAAUCGCGAACGGGUCCCUUUCAUCUUGACCUACGACUUCGUUCACGUGAUCCAACAAGGGAAAACGAACAACAGCGAGAAGUUUGAACGAUUCAGAGAGUACUGCGAAAGGGCCUACAUGAUCCUCCGGUGCCACGGCCUGCUCUUCCUACACUUGUUUGCCCUCAUGAAAGCCGCCGGGCUGCCUGAGCUGAGCUGCUCCAAGGACAUCCAGUACCUCAAGGACUCCUUGGCCUUGGGAAAGACGGACGAAGAAGCCAGGAGACACUUUCAGCUCAAGUUCAACGAAGCUCUCCGGGAAAGCUGGAAAACCAAAGUGAACUGGCUGGCCCACAACGUCUCUAAAGACAACCGGCAAUAGGCAGUAAGAAAGAACGGCAAACGUCUUGUGUGAGUGUCACCCCCAAAGCGGGGAAACCCAGAGCUCCUUCGAGGUGUGAGAUGAAGGAUGAGCGGAAGGUACGGAGAGAGGUCAUUGCACAAGGUGCGCGGUACACGACUUCACUGGUGUUCAUAACCUCCCCUAUCUAAGAAGAGCUGGCCUCUUCCAAGAAACGAAAGAGGAGUAUCGGUUGCGGUACUUUCUUCCUUCGUCUUGAAUGUGUUAUGAUGCAAAAAAAUGGUAUUUAAUGGUUCGUUUGCACUUGUGUGAAUGUGGACAAAGGGUUCGUGUCCUCUACACCACUUCAGAAAAAAUGCCAGUAUCCCGAAACGAAUGUAAACAAUCUUUGGUACUCUGUACAAACCCACUUGUGUACUGUUUUUUUUUUCAGCGUGUGGAAUUUACUUCCAAUUUCAGGUGCAAAAUAAAGCGCAUUCCUGUUUUGAUUGAAGCGGGGUCUCG
Anolis sagrei ordinatus is the source of this 4059-nucleotide messenger RNA. RefSeq names its product phosphatidylinositol-4,5-bisphosphate 3-kinase catalytic subunit delta (gene PIK3CD). Gene Ontology annotation, cellular component: cytoplasm; plasma membrane; phosphatidylinositol 3-kinase complex. Lineage: Eukaryota; Metazoa; Chordata; Lepidosauria; Squamata; Anolidae. Gene Ontology annotation, biological process: phosphatidylinositol 3-kinase/protein kinase B signal transduction; phosphatidylinositol-mediated signaling; phosphatidylinositol-3-phosphate biosynthetic process. The record is from RefSeq and is a predicted model, not a curated record. Gene Ontology annotation, molecular function: 1-phosphatidylinositol-3-kinase activity; 1-phosphatidylinositol-4-phosphate 3-kinase activity.